AUGUCAUCUGCUAGACCUAGAAUUACGCCAUUAAAGGCUCCCGUUCUUCCACAACAAACCACACCUGAACAAAGAUAUUGGCGCCAAUAUUCUUCUACACAGUUGGUUAAGGAACAUAAUGCUGUUACUCACAUUUCGUUUAAUCCAAGGCAUCCUCAUGACUUUGCAGUCACAUCAUCUACUAGGGUUCAGCUGUUUUCUUCGCGUACAAGACAGGUAAGCAAGACGUUUUCUCAGUUUAAAGAUGUGGUCUACUCUGCUACUUUUCGCUCCGACGGUAAGAUGUUAGUUGCGGGUGAUGCAACAGGUUUGGUUUCUGUGUACGAUAGCUACAAUCCACGUAACCUUUUGGUGUCCAUAAAGGCUUCGUCGCAUCCUACUCACGUGACCAAAUUUCAUGCUGUAGAUAAUAAGACCCUGGUCACUGCAAGCGAUGACAGAGUUGUAAGACUCUGGGAUAUAUCUCACUCUUACGAACCUACUCUAGAAUUAACAGGAGCUUCAGAUUAUGUGCGCUCGGUAAGUUUUGUUCCAGCCGCUCCACAUCUCGUUGUCACAGGAUCAUACGAUGGAGUUGUUAGGCUCUAUGAUUCCAGAGUAAAAUCUACUCAACCUAUCAAUACUCUUAACCAUGAGGCACCAGUGGAAUCUACUAUAGCAACAUCUCCCACACAACUUGUUUCGUGUGGAGGAAAUGGCUUUAAGGUAUGGGACCUGACCAACUUAAACCUUCUAUGCCAGCGUAAUAACUUCGCUAGGACUGUAACAUGUCUAGAUUACGUGAACAUGGCGAGCUCUGCUCCAAUGAGCUCAUGUCUCUUAGCAUCGUCCUUAGAUGGCCACGUCAAGGUGUUUGAUCCUUUGGACAAUUUUUCCGUCAAAUUCGGCUGGAAAUUUAGUUCUGCAGUUUUAAGUUGCGCUGUUUCUCCAGGUGAAGCCAAAGGUAACACGCACUUAGUUGCUGGCCUUUCAUCAGGAUUGCUAGCGGUUAGAACGAAUAAGAAAACAAAGAAACCAACGCUAAGCGAGGAUGGGGACGUUAAUUUAGAAGCAUCUGUUAUGGGCAAAGCGCAAAAGAGCGGCAAUUUCCAGAGAAUGAUGAGGGGUUCCGAAUACAAAGGAGACGAAGAGCACAUUAUCCAUAAUGAUAAGCCUAAACAGCAGCCUAGACUACGACUAUUCGAAAAGAAUUUGAAUCAGUUCAAAUGGGCAGAGGCUUUAGAUAGUGCAUUUAUUCCAGGUAUGGCAAAAGAAUUAACAUUAACUGUUUUACAGGAGUUGCGCAAGCGUGGAAAGAUUCGUGUCGCCUUGUAUGGCAGAGACGAAACAUCACUAGAACCGCUAUUGAAUUGGUGUUUAAAGGGAAUUGAAGACGUUAGGAGCGCACCAGUCGUCGCAGACUGGAUAGCUGUGGUUUUAGAACUAUAUGGAGGGAUGAUCGAGAAAUCUCCAGUCUUAGAGGAAAUGAUUAUCUCGGUUAGGAAUAAAGUUAGACAUGAAAUUCAUAAGGCGAAAGAGGCACAGAGGAUUGAGGGAAUGCUACAGUUACUAGCAAGUUGA
Eremothecium sinecaudum is the source of this 1560-nucleotide messenger RNA. RefSeq names its product snoRNA-binding rRNA-processing protein UTP15 (gene UTP15). The record is from RefSeq and is a predicted model, not a curated record. NCBI's taxonomy places the organism in Eukaryota, Fungi, Ascomycota, Saccharomycetes, Saccharomycetales, Saccharomycetaceae. Gene Ontology annotation, biological process: rRNA processing; positive regulation of transcription by RNA polymerase I. The coding region runs from base 1 to 1560 and encodes 519 amino acids. Gene Ontology annotation, molecular function: protein binding. Gene Ontology annotation, cellular component: nucleolus. The transcript has a single exon.